UGUCUAACCCUAGCCCAGCAAACAAUAGCAGUCUGGGUUUCUGUGUCCUCCGCUUCUACGUUUCUUCUUCGUUGCUAACGCUUCUUCGGCCUCUCUGGUUCAUCAAGCAGAUUUACUUCGAAGGACGGUAUGGGUUAUACGAAGGAUCAGCUGCUUGCUCGCUUAAAGGAGCUUCAAAUUGAUUUUGCUCAGUAUGAACAUCCCACCGUUUUGACUGUUGAAGCCCAGGCGAAAUAUGUGGGUGAUAAGGGAGGUGGACUGACUAAAAAUUUAUUCUUGAAGGACAAGAAAAGUAGAUUAUAUAUUGUUUCUGCUUUGGCAGAUACGAAAGUAGACAUGAAAGUUUUAUCUCAAAGGCUUGGUUUGGGAAAAGGAGGUAUAAGAAUGGCUCCUGAAGAAGCAUUGGGUGAGAUACUUCAGGUUCCUCUGGGUUGUGUUACUCCUUUUGCACUGGUGAAUGAGUCAGCAAGACAUGUGUCACUCUUGCUGGACAAAGGAUUUAGAACACAAGAGCAUUGCUUCUUCCAUCCACUAUCUAAUGAUAUGUCAAUUUCUCUUCAUGCUAAUGAUCUUGACAAGUUUCUUAAGUCAGUGGGGAGAGAGGCCACAUUCGUUGACCUGGAGGCUAAUCCACCAGUAGGAAAGGAUCAACCUCCUGAUCUGGCAGCUUUUGUUCCAUCUGGUUCCACUAUUCUGUCUGAUCCUCCGGAAAAGACUGUUCCCUUGCAAGGUCAUACUGAAAAUCCUGUUUCUGCCUAUAAGAAGUCCACAGCUACUACAGUAAAAACUACCAAGGUACCUGUUGCUGUAAAAAAUGUUAAAGACAAGCUAGCUGUUGCUGCACAUCAGCCAAGUGUUUUCUCAGAUGCUGGGCUUCUUGUGGAAGAGAUUCUGAAUAGAACUUCCAGUCUUCUGCUGUCAGAGAUUAAAGAGGACUCUAUCAGGCAACAUGGUGAACAUCUUGGAACCGUGGUUGCUGACAAUAUUAAAAAGCGUCUUAGCUCAGAUUUGAAAAGCCUUGCUAUAAUGUUCAAGAAUACUGCUUAUGCACAGGGGUUUUAUGCUGGCACUCACCAUCAUCCCAAGCCAUUGUGAACUUGUCUGCAAUGGUAGAAUGAAUUGACCAAAGAGAAAUUGAAAAAUGAACCUGCAUUUGAACAUUUGAUGACAAAUAUAUACUUUUCCAGAGUAGUGCAUAAUUCAUACAUUUCGAAAUUGAUUAUGGUCAAUUAUGAUUUUUGAUAACUUUGACUCUGGCAAAGCUCUGUAGGUUCUGUUGGCCCAACAGCUAGCAAAGCGAUCUAGUGUGGUUAACAGUAUGUUUUGUGAUCAAACUUGAGCUAUUGUAGUCCCAGUUAAUGGUUGCAAGUUGUAGGUGAAUUGUUGCCAUUUUAUUAUUUUUGUUUAAUAUUGUUGUUGAUGUGGCACGAGUAUUUGGACUGCAUAUUGCCCUGUGUGGAUCAAUUUAAGCAAUUCAGCUGAAUUUCUUGGAA
Molecule: messenger RNA, 1493 nt
Organism: Hevea brasiliensis (rubber tree)
Lineage: Eukaryota; Viridiplantae; Streptophyta; Magnoliopsida; Malpighiales; Euphorbiaceae
Exons: 12
Coding region: 130-1095 (321 amino acids)
Molecular function (GO): aminoacyl-tRNA deacylase activity
Source: RefSeq, a predicted model, not a curated record